Messenger RNA from Hemibagrus wyckioides, 2868 nucleotides. RefSeq names its product MARVEL domain containing 2b (gene marveld2b). Bases 224 to 1942 code for a protein of 572 amino acids. Lineage: Eukaryota; Metazoa; Chordata; Actinopteri; Siluriformes; Bagridae. The transcript is spliced from 7 exons. Gene Ontology annotation, cellular component: cytoplasmic vesicle; apical plasma membrane; bicellular tight junction. The record is from RefSeq and is a predicted model, not a curated record. Gene Ontology annotation, biological process: bicellular tight junction assembly.
UGAUGCGUCGGAAAGUCGAAACUAUUUGUCUCUCGGUGUGAAAUGGCGGCGUUUUGUAGCGUGCUUUCAUGCGGUUUCGAACGCAGCCAAUGACAUCACCAGUUUCGGAAGGACGGGUCACGUGACGCGGACAGUUCACCUGACGAACAGGUAGAGGAAGGCAAGUGUCUUUAGCCGUAAAGCCUUACUUCAGGGAAGCAGGACUAAAAGAAAAACAAAACUCAUGUCAUCAGCUUACGGGUUAGCGGCGCGUUUUGAUCAUAUCCGAGAACCGCACUAUGACCAAGUGCCGUUUGGAUCCCUAUCCCGGGAACAAGACUUCCCGUACCCCCUUGGUGGUGUGGUGCCAGCCAUCAGCGCCGACCCCUUACCGCCUCCCCCUCUUCCAUUUGACCCGCCCGUGGGUCCAGACUUCUACCCGGAUAAUCCUGAGGACCAGCCAGACGAAGCCAUGGACAUCAAACCGGUGCGCCGUUUCAUCCCCGACUCUGUGAAGAACUUCUUCCGAGGUGGCAGCUUCCGGAGCAGCAAAACCCAGUCGUUUCCACCACCUCCAUCCGAAAUCGUGAACAGCACUACACAUGGGGUACCAUGUUCACCUCCACAUUCUCGCCCACCUUCACCCAACGCCCCCAGCUCCUACACUGACCCGUAUGGAGGCUCUGGAGGAAGCUACGCCUCACGUAAGGAGCAGGCAGCGCUGCUCGGUGAGGCUCUGGAAUCGGUAUCAGGCCGCUCGGCACGUACAGCCAUGACGUACAGCGAGAAGGUGGAGGAGUACCACAUGCGCUACGCCUAUAUGAAGUCCUGGGCAGGCUUGUUACGCAUCCUUGGCUGUGCUGAGCUCCUCUUAGGUGCUGCUGUCUUCGCGUGUGUCUGCGCAUAUGUGCACAAGGAUAACGAGUGGUAUAACAUGUUUGGCUACAAUCAGCAGCCUGGCUAUGGAGCCAGUUAUGGAGGGAUGUACGGCAACUACGGAGUCAACUACAGGGGACCCAAGACACCUUUCAUCCUGGUGGUGGCAGGACUGGCCUGGAUUGUCACGGUCAUCCUGCUCGUGCUGGGGAUGACCAUGUACUACCGCACCAUCUUGCUGGAUUCCAGUUGGUGGCCAGUGACGGAGUGUGUAAUAAACAUAGCACUGGGGCUGUUUUAUUUAUCGGCAGCUAUAGUAUACGUGAAUGAUACGGUACGCGGUGGCCUCUGCUACUCCCCGUUUUUCAACAAUGGCCCCAGUGCUGCCUUUUGUCGCACAGAAGCUGGACAAACGGCCGCCACCAUCUUCCUGUUCCUCACUAUGCUGCUGUACCUGGUUGGGGCUGGAGUGUGUCUCAAACUGUGGAGGCAUGAACAGGCAAGACUACGCCGAGAAGCCCUGGCACAAGAGAAUAAGACUGUUGCAUCGUUACCGCUGACUAUGAUUGGAGCUGGAUCCAGUGUAUCAGGGCCGGUCUUUAAACAUCAAACAAUGGCUUCCCCUGACAAUGUGGAUGAUGCCGUAAACAUUCCACAGACUAUGAUGGAGCCAGAGUACCUGAGGGGUCACAUACCGGCAGGACACAUCCCUAAACCAGUGGUCAUUGCAGAUUAUGUGGCGAAGUACCCCACCAUCCGCACCGAUGAGGAGAGGGACCAGUACAGGGCUGUGUUUAACGAUCAGUACGCUGAGUAUAAGGAGCUCCAUGCUGAGGUUCAGAUUCUGGCCAAAAAGUUUGAAGAGAUGGACAGUAUGAUCCAGAGCCUGCCGUCUCAGCCGUCCAGUCAAAUGGAACACGAGCGGAUCAGCCAAAUCAUGCAGGACUACCAGAGGAAGAAGAAUGACCCCACUUUCCUGGAAAAGAAGGAGCGAUGUGAAUAUCUAAAGAACAAACUCUCGCACAUCAAGCAGAAGAUCCAGGAAUACGACAAAGUGAUGGACUGGAACGACGGCUACAGCACGUGACCUCAUCGCCCUGCUGUGUGACAUCAUCACCAACCCAAAGUGCUGACGGCGUCAGUGUGUGUGAUACGCUGCACUGUGACACUAAUCACCUGCUCCAGGUUUAAAUCUGAUGCAUCCCUUCCCUGUAAAGUAAAACACUAGCACUGUUUCAGAAGUUAAACAUAAUGCUGUAAUAUGCUUUAUGAAGAGUUUUUUUGGAAGGAAAGAAAAGGGUUAUUUAUAUUAGAAAUCAUCUUGCCAAAAAAUAGACUGGUGCCAAUAAGACUGGUUUCCUGGUUCCGGUCUUGCUGCAACUCUAACUAGCUUCACUUACAGGGAGGAUUUGAAAACUUUUACACGUGAUGUAUUUGUACAGGUUAUUUUUAUUUGAUCAUUUCAUGUGAUUCCCACCUGCCAGGGAAAAACAACCCUUUUACACUCACGUUACACUUUGAGGAGUAAAGUGUAUAGUUCGGGUGAUGGGCGUGGCUUUGUCUCCAAACUUCUCUCUUCAUUUAUUAAAAAAGAAAUUCAUUAAAAUUCCCGUAGUUAGUUUAGGAAAUUUGUGUAAGAUUGUGCGUUUGGUUUUUUUUUUUUCUUUUAGGGUAGCUACCAGUUAUUAAAAUGUGAACUCUCGUAAUCGUUUGUGUUUAGAUGUAUGCAGAAGUCAAUUUGAAUGAAGUCAUAGCCAAAGGUUCUACUGUUGGAUGAUACUGAAGUAAGAAAUGAUUUUAAAUGAGCCAAAAUGUUUUUUUGUUUUUAUUUUUUGGUUCUGUACAACUUUUAUGAUUUUUACUGUAAUGUAAUGUAACGUGUUCGCACUGAAGUGAUCGGAAUUAGAGGUUUAGUGAAAAUGUUUUUGUACACUUUUAUAUCAGGAGAGUAAACGGAGAACUUGCAUUGAUGUGUUGUCUUCAUUUUUUUUAUUAAAAAAAAUAUGAAUUAGA